Phaethon lepturus (White-tailed tropicbird) is the source of this 3798-nucleotide messenger RNA. It is a transcript of the gene ADGRF5, whose product is annotated as G protein-coupled receptor 116. Gene Ontology annotation, biological process: G protein-coupled receptor signaling pathway; cell surface receptor signaling pathway. NCBI's taxonomy places the organism in Eukaryota, Metazoa, Chordata, Aves, Phaethontiformes, Phaethontidae. Gene Ontology annotation, cellular component: membrane. Gene Ontology annotation, molecular function: G protein-coupled receptor activity. The transcript is spliced from 17 exons. The annotation marks the transcript as partial. The record is from RefSeq and is a predicted model, not a curated record.
AUGCCAUCCUUGAUUACUACAGGUUUCCACUGCCUAUUUCUACUAGUCACAGCAUGUUGCCAGACAUCACAGGACCCAAACUUUGAUCCUUUCAUCCAACAUAUAAUUGACAGUGCACUAGAAGAGGAAAGCUUCCAGUCAGAGAUGCAAAGGCAGAAGCGAAACAUGCUUACUUUUGACCUUCCCCCUCUGGAGUACACCAUUGACAUUGAAGUAAGCCUUAUGGAUUCAUCUUUCCUGGAGCCAAUCAAACAGUACUUCAAAAACCUUAAUCUUCCAGUUUCAACAAAUAUUUCAAAUGUAGAAAUGAUAGUUUCAAACAUCAACGUUACAACAGUCUGCCUGCCCAGUGGUGAGAACAACAGCUGUUGUUCUUGUGAAAAUGGAUAUGCCUGGCCAAGUGUGAUGUGCAGUGACCUGAUAACCUGCCCUUCUGCCAGCCUAGCACCCAAGCUGCCCUGUGGCUACAUGAAGGAAAUGCCUUUCUAUGGGCCUUACUGUGAGCCUCAAACUGAAGACUCAUGUGGUAUGGGAGAGCCCAUUGUAAUGAAUAUGUCAGUCAGACUCGACACAGACUUUCAGAAUGAUCUCAGUGAUCCUUCUUCUGAAUUAUACAAAAAAUACAAAGCUGACCUUGAAAAAGCGUUUAACGCUAGCUACAGCUGUUUACCAGGCUUUGUAUCGGCAACAGUAAUUGGUUUUAGGCCUGGAAGUGUUUUUGUGAACUAUGAAGUAAAAGCAGGAGCUGCAACCUUCGAUCAGAUAGCAGAUUCCAACAAAAUUGUACCACAAUUUCUAGAUGCAUCAUACCGGCUAAAUCAAGCUACCUUCACAACAGAAAUAACUGACCAGACAAACUUCACUGUGAGUCCUGCAGACAUUUUUGAAGGAGAUACAGUAAGACUGAUGUGUGAGAUAAAUUCAACAUCUGAGAGUGUGACCUGGUAUUACUCCAAUCAGAUCAUCUCAGCCAGCUUCCGGUAUUUGAUUGAGACAGAUGUUACAAAUACAAGUUCGAUUCUUAAAAUUACCAACAUUACGAUGAAGGAUCUUGGUUCCUAUAGGUGCACUUUCACGAACAGUAAUCAGUUUCACACACUGAUAUACAACGCCACAAAAACAAUAGCAGUGUCUCCGCUAUACAUCACUACAAACUUAAAUGACAUCAAUGUUACAUGCAACAGUCCUGAAAUGCAGACAAACAGCCUUCUGCUGUCCUGUUGUAUUGACAGACACUUACCAUCUCUUACUGGUGACUGGAAAGUACAUGGAGCAAUCAAUAUUACAGGAGUCUCCAAUUUCACUGAAAACUGCACUGAAUACAAGCUCAAUAUCAAUGAAUCACUAUGUUCACCUGAGAAGUCAGGUACAGUGACGACAUACACAUGUGAGCUGCAGACUGGACAUGGUGCCAUGUGCAGUCAAGACAUCAGAGUGAGGUACCUCUGGGAAGCCCGUGUAACAAUAUCUUCAAGCAUAAACUCAUCAGUUUCCGAAGGAUAUGCAUUCAAUAUAACAUGUGAAAGUGAUCUGAGCAGUUAUGACAGUAUCAGCUGGAAAAUUCUGUCUGGAAAUAACACAAAAACAGUAAACUGUGGUACGUGCAUCAAAACCAACCAAUCUGUAGCCACAUCUGUGCUCGAAGUGAAGACUGUCACACAGGACUGGAAUGGCACCUACAUCUGCACAUUCUCCCAGAAGAACUUGGAUAGUUCUGCCAACAUGACAAUCGAGGUUAUUUCCUUGCCUCUGAAGCAGAACAUCCUGAGAAACCCCAUUAAAGCAUCUAUACAAUGCAACGUGCAACAAACUCUUGAGUGCUGCAUAAGUGCUAACACCACGGAAAAUUACAGUGUUACAUUCAUAGUUGAAAAAGAAGAAUUCCAAAAAGUUGGGAAAAGGAAACAAGGAAAUUUGUUUUGCUAUGUGUACAAUUACACAGAAACAAAAUGCAAAGAGAAAAAUCUCACGGCAUAUUGCAAGUUUAUGAACCAUGUGAAACAGGAAGUCAAAAGUGAAAUGAUAGAACUGAGCGUGAUAACUGAUUGUGAAGUUUCCUGCUUAAGCAACCUUGGCAUUGGAAUAGAAGGGAGCAUAUUAAUAAAGCCAUGCUGUGACUUAAAUAAUACAGAUGGUUUUAUCCAAGGCAGUGAAACUUACAGGUGCCUCAACAAAUCAUGGAAGCGUGAAAGGGAUGACUGCUUAUCUGUUACAAUAAACAAUCUGUUGACUAGUGCUGAGUCCUUGGCCAACAGUCCUGAGGCAGAAGCAUACCUACCUAAAUACCUUGCAGAGCUUAAGAAAAAGACCGAGGAGGAGCAAACCACAAUAAACAGUUCUCCUGCAAACCUAGGUGCAAUCAUUACAAUCCUGGAUACGGUCUCCUCUAUCCCAGCAGAUGCAAACGUGUCCAUUAUUCAAGAUUUCCUCUCCACAGUGGACUUUAUUGUUGCUGAGUCCACAAAUGAAGCUUGGGCAAAUUUGAAUACAAUGGAGAGAAACAAAAGUUCUUUGUUACUGCGUUCAGUAGAAAAUUUUUCCCUGCACCUCCGACCAGUUAAUAAUACCAUUCCUCCUGUCUAUGCAAACACCCUUCAGCUACAAGGUGCAGUUGUCACAGAAAAUAACACCACUAUUUAUAAUAAGAACUUCAGCAGUACAGGAAACCUCACAGUUGAAGUACUCAUUGGUGAAACUGAAAUUCAGACUCUAACCCCAAAUUCAACAAUUGUCAGCGUGAUGUACUCAAAACUUGGACAUAUUUUGCCCCAGAAUGAGUCUCAGUACGUGAAUAGCUUACUGAUAACAACAACCGUGACCAGGAACAUAAGCCAGGAGUUCAAUAUUAAUAUGGUUUUUGCAAAGAAAAACUUGUCUCUAAAGAUGCCCCAGUGUGUCUUUUGGAAGUUCACACUCAGCAAAUCUGGAGGGGGCUGGGAUACUCAUGGUUGCACACCCACAGAGGUAGAAGAUUAUGUCAUUUGCUCCUGCAAUCACUUGACAUCAUUCUCCAUUCUGAUGUCACCUGAUAAACCCUCCCAGGUAACCUUUGAAGAUUAUAUUACCUACAUCGGCCUGGCCAUUUCAAUCUUGAGUUUGGUGGCCUGCAUUAUAAUUGAAUCUUUAGUCUGGAAAUACGUGACAAACAACACAACCUCCUAUAUGCGCCAUGUCUGUAUACUCAACAUAGCUACAUCACUCCUGAUUGCUGACAUUUGGUUCAUUGUCACUGGCUUCAUCAAUGACCAAAACCAACAGAUGAGCAGACGUGUCUGUUUCGUGGCCACCUUCUUCAUCCAUUUAUUCUACCUGUGUGUCUUUUUCUGGAUGCUCAGCCUGGGCCUCAUUCUUUUCUACAGACUGGUCUUCAUCUUACAUAACACAAGCAAGAGCACUCAGAAAGCAGUGUCAUUCUGUCUGGGAUAUGGGUGCCCCUUUGUCAUUGCAGUCAUCACCAUUGCUGUCACACUGCCAAGGAACAAUUACACCAGAAAGGAAAGCCACCACUGCUGGCUCAACUGGAAGGACAGCAAAGCUCUCUUGGCCUUCGUCAUACCUGCCCUGAUCAUUGUGGCCAUGAAUUUGUUCAUCACCGCAGUUGUUAUAAUAAAAAUACUGAGGCCAACUAUUGGGGACAGGUCAAACAGACAGGAGAGGAACUCAUUGUUUCAAAUUGGCAAAAGCGUGGCCAUCCUGACACCGCUGUUAGGCCUCACCUGGGGAUUUGGCUUUGCCCUCAUCAUCAAGAACAGUCAUAAAGCUUUCCGCAUCCUCUUUACUCUGCUCAAUGCUUUGCAG